This is a messenger RNA of Ogataea parapolymorpha DL-1, 2175 nucleotides long. Its product is annotated as Oligopeptide transporter. Gene Ontology annotation, biological process: transmembrane transport. Gene Ontology annotation, molecular function: oligopeptide transmembrane transporter activity. Bases 1 to 2175 code for a protein of 724 amino acids. The record is from RefSeq and is a predicted model, not a curated record. The transcript has a single exon. NCBI's taxonomy places the organism in Eukaryota, Fungi, Ascomycota, Pichiomycetes, Pichiales, Pichiaceae.
AUGAGAUACGGCAGUGUCCGCGACGAAUCGGAGCCAGACGACCUUCGCGACAUCCCGGAUACGGUCGCAGAGACACUGGAUCUGAAUUCGCCGUCCAGUGAUCGGCCACUUUACCUGACGUUCCGCUACUUUCUGCUGAGCAUUGUAUUUGUCAUCCCGGGAGCAUUUGUGGACACAUUAAAUUCGUACCGGACCACGAGCGCUCCGUACAGCAUUUUAUUUGUUCAAUUUCUAUCGGAUCCGGCUGGCAGGUGGCUGGCGAGAGUUCUGCCUCGAAAAACUGUGAACCUGCUGGGGUUUCGGUUCAGUCUUAAUCCCGGCCCCUGGUCUAUCAAGGAAUCUGUUCUGGUCACGCUGACGGCGGCCUCGGGAGCCACUGGAAACCAGGGCACUGCCGGCCUGUCGCUGUCGGAGAUCUACUACGAUCGAAAAGUGCACCCAUUAGUGGCACUACUCUUCAUGUACAGCAUUGUCUGGACUGGCUACUCUUUUGGAGCAAUCGCGAGAAACUUUGUGCUAUACGAGCCACAGUUUGUGUGGCCCAAGGCAUUGAUGCAGACUUCGCUGUUUAAAGCCCAGGAACAUGCUGGGAGCCAGUCGAACUCGCAGAUGCGCGUGUUCACGGUCGGUCUUGCUUCGCUAUUUGUAUGGCAGUUUUUCCCCGAGUUCAUCUUCCCGUUGACGUCGUCGGUCGCCAUAUUGUGCUUCAUGGCUCCUCACAAUGCGGUGUUGAAUUUUUGGGGCUCAGGCCUCGGCGGACUCGGGUUUCUGAACAUCUCGCUGGAUUGGAGCAACAUCUCGUCUUCGGUGAUGCUGAGCCCGUAUUGGACAAUAGUGAUGCAGUUUCUUGGGUUUGCAAGCCUGUGCUGGGUUUUUCUGCCAUUCUGCAAGUGGUACGACCAGGGGAAAUAUUCUUUGGGACUGAUGGACAACAGACUUCUGCUUUCAAACGGAUCUCUGUAUCCGACAACACAGCUGCUCACUCCAGAGCUCCAGCUCAACGAGACCGCGUACGAGCUGCUCGGGCCCAUCCAUUUCGGCACUCAGAGACUUGCAAACAUCUUUUUCGACUAUGCAGCCUACACCAGUGCAAUUGUUUGGAUAGGUUGUUUUGGCUACCAGGAUAUAAAAUCUGGCUACCAAAAGCUGCGCCAAAAAUUCCAAGAUCCGCUGGCCGACCGUUACGCAGACAGAAUCAGCAAAUCGUAUGCGCGAUACGAUGAGGUGCCCAACAGCUGGUUUUUGACCCUGUUUUUGAUCAGCUUUGUGCUACUGUCGUCCAUUCUUCUGGCCACAGACGAGCUAUUUAUUCCCUGGAAAACAUAUAUCGUGGCGUUGAUAAUUGGCUCAAUCAUAGUGACCCCGAUGGCAUAUUUGUACGCGAUCUCCAACUUCCAGGUGGAGAUCGGCACGGUCAACGAGCUGGUGUACGGUCUGAUGAUGCAGACGCCGUUUUUCUCGGGCACAAGCGGCAAACAUCCCUGUGGAGCAGCUUUCUACGGGGCCAUUGCGGGAAACUGCUGGUACCGCGCCCAGUACAUUCUCCAGGACCAGAAAAUUGGAAUCUACAACGACAUUCCGCCUAAACUCGUUUUCUUUUCGCAGAUCUUUGGCGAUCUCAUAGGCGUGCCAUUCAAUUAUAUGUCGCUGCGCUGGGUGGUGAAAUCCAAGUACGACUUCCUCAAAGGUCUGAAAAGCGACCCGAUGCGGCAAUGGACCGGCCAAGUGUUGACCAACUACAACAGCAACGCAAUCCAGUACGUUGUUCUAGGCCCCAAACGGGUGUUUGAGCACUAUCCGUAUCUGCCUCUGGGAUUUUUGGUUGGUAGCAUAGCACCCUUGGCGGUGUUCUGGAUGGCAAAGCACACGCCCUGGCGGCUUGCAAAAAAGUUCAACGUUACCAUCCUGUUCGCGUCCAUGUCCAAGUUCUAUGGCAACAUCAGCACAGGCUACUUUACGCAAUUCCUCAUUGGCACAUUCACUAUGCAUUACCUGUACAAAUACCAGCAUCAAUGGUUCCAGAAAUACAACUAUGUUCUGGCAGCAGCGUUCGACACGGGCUUCAACCUUGCCAACCUUGUCAUUGCGCUGCUGUUCGGGUCCAAGACGGCAGCUCAGUUUCCGGAGUGGUGGGGCAACGACAGGUCCCAUUUAGAAAAAUGCUAUGCGCUGUGA